This is a messenger RNA of Dothidotthia symphoricarpi CBS 119687, 1461 nucleotides long. Its product is annotated as cyclophilin-like protein. Gene Ontology annotation, cellular component: nucleus. The record is from RefSeq and is a predicted model, not a curated record. Lineage: Eukaryota; Fungi; Ascomycota; Dothideomycetes; Pleosporales; Dothidotthiaceae. Gene Ontology annotation, biological process: protein peptidyl-prolyl isomerization. The transcript has 2 exons. Gene Ontology annotation, molecular function: peptidyl-prolyl cis-trans isomerase activity; RNA binding. Bases 28 to 1461 code for a protein of 477 amino acids.
CGCACCCGCGCAACACUCGCGCAAACCAUGUCUGUGCUGCUGGAAACGUCUCUCGGCGACAUCACCAUCGACCUGCUCGUCGACGACGCGCCAAGAUGCUGUGAGAACUUCCUCAAGCUCUGCAAGGCAAAGUACUACAACUUUGCCCCCGUGCACAGCGUCCAGCCAAACUUCUCCUUCCAGACGGGCGACCCCAUUGGGCCAAGCGGCCGGGACAGUGAUGGAGGCCGCUCGAUAUGGGGCCUGCUGGACCCCUCGCAGCCCGCGAAGAAGACGUUCGCGCCAGAGUUCAAGCCCCGCCUGAGGCACGAGAACAUGGGCACUGUCAGCAUGGCCACGGCGCCCAACCCAGACAACCCCGACGAGCGCUUCGCCGGCAGCCAGUUCAUCGUCACCCUCGGCCCCAACAUCGACUUCCUCGACGGCAAGGCGGCCGUGUUUGGCACCGUCGUCGAGGGCUUUGACGCGCUCGAGAAGAUCAACGGCGCCUACAUCGACGACAACGGCCAGCCGCUCAAGGACAUCCGCCUGCUGCAUACCGUUGUCCUGGACGACCCCUUCGACGACCCCCCUGGCUUCGUCGAGCCCCCUGAAAGUCCACUCCCCUCCGCAGCUCAGCUGGCCACCGUCCGCGUCGCUUAUGACGAAGACUUGGAAGAGGAAAACGACCCCGAGGCGCUGGAAAAAGUACGUCGGGAGCGAGAAGCGCGCGCCCAAGCCCUAACCCUCGAAAUGGUCGGCGACCUCCCCUUCGCCGAAGUCGCCCCGCCCGAGAACGUGCUCUUCGUAUGCAAGCUCAACCCCGUGACGCAAGACGAAGACCUAGAACUCAUCUUCUCGCGCUUCGGCAAGAUCCUCAACUGCGAAGUCAUCCGCGACAAAACCACCGGCGACAGCCUGCAGUACGCCUUCAUCGAGUUCUCAGACCAAAAGGAGUGCGAGCAAGCCUACUUCAAAAUGGAAGGCGUCCUCAUCGACGACCACCGCAUCCACGUCGACUUCUCCCAGAGCGUCUCCAAAAUCGCAGACGACUGGCGCGACGUGACGAACCUGAAGCGCCGCCGCGCCGCCGGAGGCUUCGGCGGCAUCGAUAACCUCGAGCGCAAGAAACAGUACCGCGACGGCGGCCGCCAGAUCGUAGCAGACUCCGUCGUUAAUCGCCUCGUCGUCGACGCCCAGCAUCGGUCUUCCUCCCACACGGAAUCGUCGCGCAAACCGAACGAUAGGGUUAGGACUGGUACACCCGACCGCUCCAGAGAUGAUAGUAAUAGGCGCCGCGAACGAAGGACUACCUACCAUGACGAUCGCUUCAAGCGGGAUCGCAGUCGUAGUCCCAGGCGUGAGAGACGUGACCACGCGGAUGGACGGUAUCAGGAUCGCAGGCGUGAGCGCACGAGGAGUCCCGACAGGCAGAGAGAGCGGUCGAGGAGGGAUGAGCGGGAGCGGGAGCGCAGGCGUUGA